This is a messenger RNA of Apiotrichum porosum, 1278 nucleotides long. RefSeq lists its product as uncharacterized. The record is from RefSeq and is a predicted model, not a curated record. Gene Ontology annotation, biological process: regulation of DNA-templated transcription. Gene Ontology annotation, molecular function: DNA-binding transcription factor activity. NCBI's taxonomy places the organism in Eukaryota, Fungi, Basidiomycota, Tremellomycetes, Trichosporonales, Trichosporonaceae. The coding region runs from base 1 to 1278 and encodes 425 amino acids. The transcript has 2 exons.
AUGGACGAGUCGGCAACUACCGCGCCAGCGUCAAACUCCUCUACGCCCUCGGUCCAACCGCCAAAGGACCGUCACGAGCCUCGCGGCCGCAAACCCAAUGACCAGCUUCCCCCGUCCCGCGCGCGCGAGGUCCAGCGUGCCUUCCGUCUGCGUCGCGCAGAGCACCUUGCUUCGCUCGAGGAGCGCAUUCUCAUCCUCGAGACUGAGAACGGCCAGCUGCGUGCACUCCUGAACCUCCCUGAUGCGGAUCGCCCCAAGAUUGGAUCUGGCCCAACUGGUCGGGGCAAGUCGCUCAAGGACGGUGGUGUGCCUAUGAGCGAGCGUGUGCGCGCCCGUAAAGAGGCCCGCCAGCGCGAACGCCGUCUGCGUGGUCUGCCCGACCCGGACACUAGUGACAUGUCGGAUGAGGAGGAGAACAGCCGCGAUGGAGCGGAACUGUCCCCCAUGGCCGGCAACAUGCCGCCCCCACCCGCGUCUGGCCCCAACAACAACAGCAACAACAACAACAACGCCGCGUCGUCCACUGCCGGCGCCAUCCCCCUCUUCUCCAACCCCACCGACCUGCCAGCGCCAUACAGCUUCAACCUGCCCACGCCGUUCCAGCUCCCCAUCUCUCCCGAGCCCCACUUUGACUACUCGGCGGGCAACUUGGACUUUAAGGGCCCAAGCCCCGCGUCCUUCCCCAUCUUCAACAUGUUCGACCCCUCGGCGUCGUCCACAAACGACCCUCAGCAGCAGCAGCAACAGCAGCAGCAGCAAGUCGGCGCCCAGCAGCCCGCAGCACUGGCAAGCAACGGCGAGUCGUCCAAGGCGUCACCCAUGUCUCCCGCCACACAGGCAGCCGCAGCCGCUGCACAGGCGGCCGCAGGAUCGCCGCCCACGCAGCCCGACCUCCUCACGCGUCUCAAGGCAUGCUGCCACCUCUCCGACUCGCACGUCGUCAACGACCCGGGUCUCCUCAUCUUCGCCACCAGGCUAUGCCAGUCGUUCUCGUGUCCCUUUGGCGGGUCGCACCCGGAUUCGGCGCCGUCCGACGAUCCCGAGCAGAUGCUCCUCGAGGACGCGUGGCGCGCACUCAAGGCCACGCUCGAUCCCGGAGGCGACGCCGACGGCGAGAACAGGAUCAACACGGGCCGCAUGGCCGCCGAGCUCGUCGUCCGUGCCGCCGCGUCGCGCGGGAACGGCAACUGGAUCGUGUGCAGGUACAAGGAGGGCAUGACGAUCCGCCGCGCGCUCGUGCUCGGCCUCGUCCAGGGCUUUGGCGGCAAGCUUGACUAG